Triplophysa rosa is the source of this 4946-nucleotide messenger RNA. It is a transcript of the gene eprs1, whose product is annotated as glutamyl-prolyl-tRNA synthetase 1. The record is from RefSeq and is a predicted model, not a curated record. Lineage: Eukaryota; Metazoa; Chordata; Actinopteri; Cypriniformes; Nemacheilidae. Gene Ontology annotation, biological process: translation; prolyl-tRNA aminoacylation; glutamyl-tRNA aminoacylation. Gene Ontology annotation, cellular component: aminoacyl-tRNA synthetase multienzyme complex; cytoplasm. Gene Ontology annotation, molecular function: glutamate-tRNA ligase activity; proline-tRNA ligase activity; ATP binding. The transcript is spliced from 30 exons.
GGUAAUGUAGAGUCACAGGUCAAGUCAGGCUCUUACCCACAUCUGUGCCGCUGGUUUUCAUUCCUGAGCUCUCAGGUGCCAUUCAGUUCUGUAGGCAGUAAAUGGGCCAGCAAGAUCACCGCCAGCAAAGCCGCUCCUGUGGAAAAAGAGAAGAAACAGGAUUUGGGAAAGUUUGUGGAGCUUCCUGGAGCCGAGAUGGGAAAAGUUGUGGUGAGGUUUCCUCCAGAGGCUAGUGGAUACCUGCACAUUGGCCACGCCAAGGCAGCUCUGCUCAACCAGCACUACCAGAUCAGCUUUAAGGGCAAGCUUAUCAUGCGUUUUGAUGACACCAACCCUGAGAAGGAGAAGGAGGACUUUGAGAAGGUGAUCCUGGAGGACGUGGCCAUGUUACAGAUCAAACCAGACCAGUUUACCUACACCAGCGACCACUUUCCUGCCAUCCAGCGGCUGGCAGAGAAACUUCUGCAGGAAGGCAAAGCCUACAUAGAUGACACGCCCCCAGACGUCAUGAAGCAAGAGAGAGAGCAAAGGGUCGAGUCUCAUAACCGCAGUAACUCUGUGAAGAAGAACAAGCAGAUGUGGGAUGAGAUGAAGAAAGGCUCAGAGUAUGGCCAAACCUGCUGCAUGAGAGCAAAGAUCGACAUGAACUCCAACAACGGCUGUAUGCGUGACCCAACUCUGUACCGCUGUAAAAAUGCUCCUCAUCCUCGCACUGGCAGCACUUACAAAGUGUACCCCACAUAUGACUUUGCUUGCCCCAUCGUGGACAGCUUCGAGGAUGUGACUCAUGCUCUGCGUACAACUGAGUACCACGACAGAGACGAGCAGUACUACUGGGUGAUAGAUGCUCUGGGUGUGCGCAAACCACACAUCUGGGAGUAUGCCAGACUCAAUCUCAACAACACUGUGCUCUCCAAGAGGAAACUCACCUGGUUUGUCAAUGAGGGCUAUGUGGAUGGCUGGGACGACCCACGUUUCCCCACAGUCAGAGGUGUGUUGCGAAGAGGAAUGACUGUUGAGGGACUUAAACAGUUCAUUGCUGCGCAGGGAGGUUCAAGAUCCGUGGUCAACAUGGAGUGGGACAAGAUCUGGUCAUUUAACAAGAAGGUCAUUGACCCAGUAGCCCCCAGGUACACUGCGCUGCUGAGCUCACAGGUUGUUCCCGUCUUCAUUACCGAAGCCAAGGAGGAGAUGAAAGAGGUUGCCAAACAUCCCAAGAAUGCGGACGUGGGAAUGAAGCAGGUGUGGUUCGGGCCGAAGGUCUUAAUCGAGGGUGCUGAUGCUGAAACGUUUACAGAGGGAGAGAUGGUCACCUUCAUCAACUGGGGAAACCUGAUCAUCACCAAAAUCAACAGGUACAGCAGUGGAGUGAUAACCUCUCUGGAUGCCCAUCUGAAUUUGGAGAACACCGAUUUUAAAAAGACAACCAAGAUCACCUGGAUAGCGGAGACUGCCCGUGCCCCGCUUGUGCCCACUGUAUGUGUGAACUACCAGCACCUUAUUACCAAACCAGUGCUUGGAAAAGAUGAUGACUUCAAAAAUUUCAUCAACAAGAACAGCAAGAUAGAGGAGAAGAUGCUGGGAGAUCCUUGCCUGAAGGAUUUGAAGAAAGGUGAUGUUAUACAGCUGCAGAGGCGGGGCUUCUAUAUCUGUGAUCAACCCUAUGAGCCAAUCAGCCCUAACAGCUGUAAAGAGAGUCCCUGUGUCCUGCUCUACAUCCCAGAUGGACACACAAAAGAGAUGCCCACAGCUGGUUCCAAGGACAAGAGCAAAAGCCAGGUAGCUGCCAAACCCAAGGUCGAGUCUGCGGCUCCCAGUAAAGUCAAACAAGCUCCCACCUCCAGUCCACCAUCUGCCGGAGCAGGAGAUGCUUCUGCCCUGUUCUCCAGCAUUGUGGCUCAGGGAGAUAUGGUGAGGCAACUCAAGACUGAUAAAGCCCCUAAAGAGCAAGUGGACUCCGCUGUGAAGCAGCUCUUGGCCCUCAAAACUGAGUUUAAACAGCUGACUGGACAAGAGUACAAACCUGGCAUAGCCCCACCCACUUCUGCUGCAGCACCGAAGAGCUCUGCCCCAGCACCAAAGAGCUCUGCCCCCACUCCAGCAGCAGGAAGUCCAAGCCCUGCUUCCUUUUCUUGUCCUUUCACUCGUGUCGCCGAACAAGGGGAGGUCGUUCGUAAACUGAAAGCAGCAAAAGCACCAAAGGAGCAAAUAGAUGCCGCAGUGAAACAGCUCUUGGCUCUUAAAGCUGAGUUCAAACAGUUUACUGGUCAAGACUACAAAGCAGAUAUCGCGCCACCCACAACAUCCUCACACCCCACCCCUUCAUCUGACUCCUCCCCUGCUUCCUUAUACAGUCGUGUGUCAGACCAAGGAGAGGUCGUCAGAAAGCUGAAAACUAAUAAAGCACCAAAGGACCAGAUUGAUGCAGCAGUAAAGCAGCUUUUGUCCCUGAAGGCAGAAUAUAAGCAAGUGACUGGCCAGGACUACAAGCCCGGAGCUCCUCCAGCUGGUGCUUCUCCAUCAGCUCCAGCCCAGCCCGCCAGCACCGCUCCUACUGUAUCAAGCUCCUCUGACGGCUCGCCUAUGGCCAUUUAUGAACAUGCAACUCAACAAGGAGACCUUGUGAGGAAACUGAAAACAGACAAGGCACCCAAGGAUCAGAUAGAUGCAGCUGUGCAGCAUUUGCUGAGUUUGAAAGCCAAGUACAAGCAGCAAACUGGACAAGACUACAAACCAGGUGUGCCUCCUUCAACAGGCCCUGCCCCUGCUCAAUCCAGCCCCGCCCAACAUUCCACCAGCUCCUCCCAACCUCAAUCCAGCUCCUCCCCUCAGGCCCAAGCGCUGUUUGCAGAUAUAGCUCAGCAGGGGGAACAAGUGAGACAACUCAAAGCAGAGAAAGCCCCUAAGGAGCAAGUUGAUAAAGCAGUGAAGACUCUGCUUGAGCUGAAGGGUCAGUAUAAAGCACUCACUGGGGAGGAGUACAAGCCCGUGACCACACCAGGAUGAAACACGGGGGGAGAAGACAAAAGCCGUAAGGAGAGAGAGAACAAAUCUGAGAAACAGGGAGGAGGAGGUGGAGGACGCAAGCAGCAGAAGGGAGGAGAGAAACCUCAAGGUCAGGAUGCUGGAGCUGGUGGAGCAGGAGAUGGCCAGGGGCUGAAGAAACAAACACGGUUGGGACUUGAAGCAAAAAAAGAGGAAAACCUGGCUGAUUGGUAUUCUCAGGUGAUCACCAAGGCUGAGAUGAUUGAGUACUAUGACGUCAGUGGCUGUUACGUGUUGAGACCCUGGUCUUACGCCAUCUGGGAUGCCAUCAAAGAAUUCUUUGACCGCGAGAUUAAGAAGCUGGGUGUGGAGAACUGCUACUUUCCCAUGUUUGUUUCUCAGGCUGCUCUGGAGAAAGAGAAAAGCCACAUUGCAGAUUUUGCUCCAGAGGUUGCUUGGGUGACAAGAUCAGGAAAGACAGAACUGGCUGAGCCCAUCGCUGUGCGGCCCACUAGUGAGACAGUCAUGUACCCGGCUUAUGCCAAGUGGGUCAAGUCACACAGAGACCUGCCAAUCAAACUCAACCAGUGGUGCAACGUCGUGCGUUGGGAGUUCAAACACCCACAGCCCUUCCUGAGGACCAGAGAGUUCCUUUGGCAAGAGGGACACACAGCAUUUGCCACAAAGGAAGAAGCUGUAGAGGAGGUUCUACAGAUCUUGGAGCUGUAUGCUCGAGUGUAUGAGGAGCUCAUGGCCAUCCCUGUGGUCAAGGGUAGGAAAACUGAGAAGGAGAAGUUUGCAGGAGGAGACUACACCACCACCGUGGAGGCUUAUAUCUCAGCCAGCGGCAGAGCUAUUCAGGGUGCCACAUCUCAUCACCUGGGUCAGAACUUCUCCAGAAUGUUUGAGAUUGUCUUUGAAGAUCCUAAAAAGCCAGGCGAGAAGCAGCUUGCUUACCAGAACUCAUGGGGCAUCACGACACGUACCAUCGGAGUCCUGACAAUGGUCCACGGAGACAACAUGGGGAUGGUGCUGCCACCCAGAGUAGCAUGUCUACAGGUAAUCAUCAUUCCUUGUGGAAUCACAGCCACUCUGCCAGAAGUAGAGAAAGAGCUUCUGUUAGCCCAGUGCUCCAAGUACCUUUCCAGGCUGCAGAAGGCCGACAUAAGAGUGAAAGCUGACCUACGUGAUAACUACUCACCUGGCUGGAAGUUCAACCAUUGGGAGCUAAAGGGUGUGCCCAUAAGGUUGGAGGUUGGGCCGAAGGACCUGAAGCAGGGUCAGUGCGUGGCAGUAAGAAGAGACACAGGAGAGAAGAUCAUAUUGCCAGAUGCCGAAAUUGAGAAGAGAAUAACAAGCCUCCUCGAGGAGAUUCAGAACAAUCUCUUUAAGAGGGCAUCUGAUGACCUUAAGAAACACAUGGUUGUGGCAGAUAGUAUGGAGCAAUUCCAAAAAGAUCUGGACCAGGGAAAAAUUGUACAGAUUCCCUUCUGUGGAGGCAUUGAGUGUGAGGACUGGAUUAAGAAGACCACAGCCAGGGAUCAAGAUCUGGAGCCUGGUGCACCUUCAAUGGGAGCCAAGAGUCUGUGUAUCCCCUUUGACCCCUUGAAGACCCUGCAGCCUGGUCAGAUGUGCGUUAGUGGCAAAGAACUGGCCCAGAACUAUACGCUGUUUGGCCGCAGUUAUUAAGAGUCUCUCGGUCCUGUCUACAUCAUACUUUUGGUUUCCCUUUUUAACAAAUGCACUAGCAGGAUUUGUUGUAAUUUAGGAUGUCUCCUCUCUAAGCUCUCAUAACAUCGCUAUCUACCACAUUUAGAAGAAGCCCCUUUAUUUUUCUGGCCGUAUUUUUUAAAGAUAAAUGGAAUUAGGAAUUAUCUGUGGCUGUACUUUGCACAUCUUUGUCCUUGACAACUAUAAUGACCUAAUAUUAUCUGUAAUAAAGGGAUUAUUACUUUCUAUCA